This is a messenger RNA of Lotus japonicus, 701 nucleotides long. RefSeq lists its product as uncharacterized. The coding region runs from base 267 to 701 and encodes 144 amino acids. Lineage: Eukaryota; Viridiplantae; Streptophyta; Magnoliopsida; Fabales; Fabaceae. The transcript has 3 exons. The record is from RefSeq and is a predicted model, not a curated record.
UAGGAGAUAUAGAAGGGAAAGGUGGUGUUGUAGGAAAUGGGAGAAGCAAAGCCGCAAUUUUGAAAAAUUUUGGGACAAUGAGAGAUGAUUGCAGAGCUUUCUUAGGAAGCUCUACAACCAGUAAUUACAAAGUAUGAUUCAGCAGCUUAUGGGGCAGCUGGAUCACUGCCUUUAAGUACUAUAAAUAGAGGUGAGAAGAAGAGGAGAAAGAAGAAGGAAUUAAUUUCAUUGAAAAGGCACAAUCCUUGAAGUUCAACAAGGGGAAGAUGAGCAAAUUCAAUCACAAAUUCAGCCUCAGCUUGCUUCAAACAAAGAACUUCCGCGAAGUUGAAAACAUUGAGGUUGCUAUUGCUCAAUAUUUUCUUAGAGUCAUUGAAGAAGUGGGCCUAUCUAGUGUUCUACAAAUUGUGAUUGAUAAUGCCACAAAUUGCAAGGCAGCUGGGAGAGGAAUACAAAAGGCCGAAAACAAAGGCAGGCCACACUAUGGGCUUGAACCUGGAAUAUUCUUCAACCACAUGACGUGGCCACCAAGAAAAAGACAUCAACCAGUGGGCCCCGCUCCUCCUCUCAACGGCACAGAUCACGCCACCGAAUUCACCGCUGCAGCAUCACGAGUCAUACACGGGCUUGGGCUUUGUACCACAGACAAAACCCCUAACCGCACUAACCUACCCACCAGUCAUUUCACCCUCUAUAUAUAA